Molecule: messenger RNA, 3748 nt
Organism: Durusdinium trenchii
Lineage: Eukaryota; Dinophyceae; Suessiales; Symbiodiniaceae
Source: the annotation of a GenBank genome assembly
AUGGCCAGACCUUUGCGAGUCCUGGAGGAGCUGCUCAAUGAUGUGCGUGUUGGCCGUUUCCGCCCAGAUGAGACCAGGAGCGGAAGAUUCAGGGACGUGGUUCUGGAGGGUUGCACCAUGGACGAAUCCUUCGCGUCAACACCUUUCUCACUCGUUGGUGAAUGGGUCGAAGCCAGUGAGCCUUGUAACAAACCACGAGAAGUUGAGGUGACCAACCAGAGCCGAGAGUCUGCCGAAAUCAUUGAGGUCGACCCUGACAGCCCGAAGAGGGAAGAGGAGGACAAUGCAUCAUCAGAGGCGCCGGAUACAUCCACAAGCUCAGAUGAGAGUGCCGCUGUCCUCAGUGGGGCCAGGAGACCGCUGCGUGUUCCUACCGUGCCGGACUCUUUGAAGCUUGUGCAGCAUACGAAGCUUCGAACUUUGCAUUGCAUGGAGAAGGAACACCAGCUCAUCUUGUUGUGUGGUCGCAAAGCAGUGCCAGAAAGAUACGGCGUGGUGGAGGAGGUAACAGCAGGUGAUGUGACAGAGCCUGGCAAGACAUUGCCCUUCAUCGAGAAGCAGAGGAGGUUGAGAGCUCAGCAAACGCGCAUCACUGGAAUCAGUCAUAAACACGAGCAGCAGGCCUCUCAUGCUUUGAUUGAUGCAGCCUUCAACAUUCUUGAGACCGGUGCAGUUGUUUACCUGCCACCUUCGAAGUGUGGCUCGCGAGAUGCUGAAAUCCAGUCAGAAGCAAAGAACAAGCAGAAGCAGUUAUUGACUUUGGAGCAAGGAACUAUCAAGGCCACAGCCUCAGAUGCCCUGGUCUCUGUGGACAUUGGGACUGAGAUGAAAUUGAUGUACGCCCUUCAGCGCCGGGGACUUGCGUUUGACUUAGUCAAUCUUGUGUCUUGGCCAGUGCAUAUGGAAUGGGUCAACAAACUCUUUAGAGCACUCAUGUCUGAAGCAGUCCCAGGGUUUAAUAGCAUCACCUUGCAGCAGUUGCUUCGUGCCGAUCAGGAGCUAUUCCUAACUAUAGCAGCCGAAUUUGAUGGUUCGCUCAAGGGGGCAAACGUUGGUGAUCCGCCACCUCUCGAUGCAGUCAUUCAAAGGUUGAUGAAUGACCCUCGCAUCAAUAUUCAUUUAACCCCAACUGCUAGAGGUGAGAAACGUAGCAUUCAGCAAGAAGGUGACAAGGUGUCCAACCCGCCCCCCGAAGAAGCAGAAGCAGCCCAAGCCGGGUGCACUGCGAUUGACAAGGACCCAGGUUUCAAAACCGCUCCAAAGCCUUUGAGGAGCGAUGCUUAUCCAGAUGGCCUACCCAACUUGACGGAGUCGGAGCAUCAAAGGGUGUCAGAGGCUAACAGAAGUUAUGCAGCGAUGUCGGAGCUUAUUUUUGCUUUGGUGGAAUUGGGAGUCAGCAUCAGCAUUGAAAACCCUCGCAACUCUUUGUUGUGGAAGACUUCCUUCUUAAAGCAUUUGUUGGGCAAGUUGCCAACCUACCAUGUUUGCACUUUUCACCAUUGCAUGCACGGGGGAAAGCGUGAUAAAGACACUGCUUGGUAUAGCUUCAACCCGCGUGAUCCGCAGAGGGAUUUGUUCGCGAGCUUGGCACUGAAGUGUAACAAACAACACCAACACGCGCCCUGGAAACCCUAUGUGGACGCCUCAGGGAAACGAAUUUUCCCAACAGCAGAUGAAGCCGCUUAUCCGCACUUGCUGUGUGAGCGCGUUGCAUACAUCUUGAGGACAGAGGCCACAAAGGCGGGCUUCAUUUUUCCCACUGACUUGCACCAACAGUUGGACCACACCAAUGUCAGUGCAAAACGCCAGCUGUUUACAACACAACCUAGAGGUCGUCGUCUCAGGCCGUUGGUCUCUGAGUUCUCGGGUUAUGUAACGGUGGUAACCUUGCCUGAUAGGUCCGAAUUUUUGGAGCAAACUCUUCGUACACUCCCCAAGGGAGCUCGCAUUUGUCAUCGGGUUCUCCAGCAGCGGGGGUGGAAUCGGGAUGACAUGGCACAGAAAUCACGCACUGUUGUCGUUGACGAGAGGUGUGGCACGGAUGGGCAAUGUGAAGUAGUGAACAUUGGCAUCCCAAGGGAACCCAGUGAGUUUAUACAAGAAGCCUUGAACAAGGGUCACCCUAGAGACAUCAUUGCAAACAUACGGGACGCCGAGCGGGACCUGCUUUUGAAUUUGGUGCAUCAACCUUGCUCUGUUCGUUUCCAAAAGCGUGCAGCCUUCAUGAAGAAAUGGCUUAAGAGAUCCUUGGAGCUGAAAGAAAGCGAGCAGAAGUUGCAUGAUUCCCUUGCGCCACACUUGGUCCCCAUCCUGAUGGGUAAACGGCUCUUGUUGUGGAAGGAGAUCUUGAUUGACCUUGCAUACUCUGACGUAGCCGUUAUCGAUGAUGUUGUAAAAGGGUUCGCAUUGACAGGUUGGGCGCCGCAAACUGGAGUGUUCCACAAGCAUGUUCGAAAGCCCAGUUUGACAACCCAGGAACUGCGGAAAAGAGCAGCCGGUUUGAAUGCGGCGGUCACGGGCUCGUUGGAAAACAGCACUGAAGGUCCGCAUGAUCAGUAUGCUUGGGACGAAACCAUGGAAGAGGUUCAGAAGGGGUGGCUCGGUGUUAGCGAUGGGUCGAGUGAAUGUGUCAUUGCCAAGCGUUUUCCUCUGGUGCAAGGAAGCAAAGUGCGAUUGAUCGAUGAUUUCUCGAUCUGUGGAGCCAAUUCUGCCUACGGUAUGACAGAGAAGCUUCGGGUUCAAAGCAUAGAUGAACUCACAGCUUACCUUGCCUACAUCCUUGACUCUACCGAAGGUGCUGCAUGCCCUGCUCUGGUAGGACGCACGUUUGAUCUUAAACAUGCUUACAAACAGUUUGGUGUGGAUGAGUGGCACAGCAAGUUUUUGAACAUCGCAGUGCGGAAACCCGGAGGCUCGUACGGCCUGUUCAAAGUCUACGCACUGCCGUUCGGAGCUUCAGGAAGCGUCACCAGUUUCCUCAGAGUUGCUUGCAGCAUCGCAUACAUUGGCACAUAUGGUUUGGACAUCACCUGGACUAGUUUCUUUGAUGACUUUACUGUACUGUGCACACAGGAGGAGGCUGAUAACGUCGGAUGGUACGUUGAGUCAUUGUUUAAAUUGCUUGGAGUCGAAUACGCCGCCACAGGUGACAAAGCUCCACCCUUCCAAAGUGCUUUCAAGUCCUUGGGUUUGAUAAUAGAUGUCUCAACGGUCACUUCAGGAACCUUUUCGAUACAGCAUACCUCGAAGAGGCGUGACGAGUUGCUCAAUAGCUUACGCUCCAUUCUGAAGGCAGCAGCCGCUGCUCCAAAAGAGCUCGAACGAUUGCAUGGGAGACUAGUCUGGUUCAGCUCCUUCAUCUAUGGUAGGUUGAUGAAUGGCUUUGUUCGGACUUUAUCUGAAUUUUCUCGGGUUCGCACUAGCAGGGUCUUGGUCCAGGGUUCGCUGGCUGAAGCCUUGCAGGGUCUUGAGAAAUUGGUGGAGCAGUCCCAACCUGUGAGGGUUAGUCGAGCUUUGUGUUGGACUUGGCUAGUAUUCACCGAUGGAGCGUAUGAGAAAUCUGACCAGGGUUUCGGUAGUGUGGGAGGCGUUCUUGUCAGCCCGCACGGGACUUUGAUUGAACUUUUUGGAGAAAGAGUCAAUGCCGAGUUCUUGGAGAUCUUGCUGGGCACAUCAAAGCAUCCCAUAUAUGAGUUGGAAAUCCUGCCAGUCCUGAUGGCAGCUUCGCUCUGGGCUACCUACAUCGCUG